This is a messenger RNA of Kwoniella shivajii, 1317 nucleotides long. RefSeq lists its product as uncharacterized. The record is from RefSeq and is a predicted model, not a curated record. The transcript is spliced from 3 exons. Gene Ontology annotation, biological process: mRNA splicing, via spliceosome. Gene Ontology annotation, cellular component: spliceosomal complex. NCBI's taxonomy places the organism in Eukaryota, Fungi, Basidiomycota, Tremellomycetes, Tremellales, Cryptococcaceae. The coding region runs from base 1 to 1317 and encodes 438 amino acids.
AUGUCCCAGCCGAUCUCAUUUACUGUCAGGCCGCCUUCCUCGGCUCCAUAUAGACCUUCACCCUUGGGCAACGGAGGGUCUUUCAGAAAUAAGGUUGGUCCACCUUCAAGGCGGCUGUUCGAGAAUGGUCAUGAAUCAGAAGAUGAAGAUGAAGAUUUUCAUUCAAGCGGAAGGCAUUCAAGUAGACCGAGGGAUGAGAAGAUCGAAGGUUUCGGAAAUGGCAGAGUGUUAGGAGGCGAAAAACCCGCUGGACCUCUGGUUAUUCCAGCUUUGCCAAAUAAAGAUUGGAGAAAUGCAGCCACAGCCUCCUCUUCAUCACGGAAAGCACCAUCCUAUCGACCUGAGACCAAAGACUCAAAAGAAACUGUCGAAACACACGAACGGACUGGUGACGGUCCUCAACGUUCUGGUCUUCGUAAAUUGGAUAACAUAGAUUAUAAUGAUGGGUACUCAACAGUGAAGAUUGAACACGUAGAAGAAGCACCAACCGACAUCUCAGUAAAAGAGGAAGAAGAAGCGCCCUCUGUCAAGAAAGAACCUUUAACAUUGGAAGAACAAGCUCUACAAGCUAUUUUGACAGGAGAUGUGAAAACAGAAACUGAAGAAGAAAGAUUACAGAGGGAGUUGGUCAUAUCGUCCAACAAUUUGACCGAAGAAGAAGCUUUCAAAAGGGAUAUAGAUGAACUACCGGAGGAAUCAACGGCAGAAGAUUACGCAGCUAUACCAGUUUCAGCAUUUGGAGAAGCAAUGGCUAGAGGAAUGGGCUGGAAUCCAAGUUCAAAAGAAGGAACCAAAAUUCACGAACCAAAAUUACGUCCUGCUCUAUUGGGUCUAGGUGCCACUGCCUUGGAGAAACCUUUAUCGCCAAGUAGAAAUGGUAGUUCAUCAAGUUCCAAAAAACCUAAAACCACUAAACGAGACAGUAUGAAGUAUAAUUUAGGUGAAAUAUUGAUCAAGAAGGAAAAAGAAGGUUCUUCUUCUGGUGUCAGUACACCCAAUGGAAGUAGCAGAAGGACAAGCCCAGAGAGCGACAGUAAGCGAAGGAGGGAUGAUGAUGAUAUUAGAGAAAGUAAAAGAUACGAGACUGACGAAGAACGAGCUAGGAGGAAAGCUAGAGAAAGGGAAAGAGAUUAUGAAACGGAUGAGGAGAGAGCUAGGAGGAAAGCCAAGGAGAGAGAGAGAAGGGAAAGGUAUGACGGCGACAGAGAUAGAAAUGGUAGUUACGAUCGAAGGGAUAGAGAUGACCGGGAUAGAAGAGACGAUAAGGAUAGAAGGGACAGAUAUGAUAGAGAUAGGGACAGGCGACGUGAUCGAUAG